AUGCCACAAUACCCGUCAGCCGCUCCUGGUCAAAAGACUUUCAAACUCAACACUGGUGCCGAAAUCCCAGUGAUCGGUUUGGGAACAUGGCAAUCGGCCCCUGGCGAGGUUGCCAAAGCUGUCGAGAGUGCGAUCAAGGCCGGUUAUCGUCACAUUGACGCUGCAUGGAUCUACGGAAACGAGAACGAGGUUGGUCAGGGAAUCAAGGCGUCUGGUGUUCCUCGAUCGGAGCUCUUUGUCACGACCAAGAUCUGGUGCACCUAUCACCGACAACCAGAGGCCUGCCUGGACGAGUCGCUGCAGAGGCUCGGCUUGGACUACGUCGAUCUGUUGCUGGUUCACUGGCCCGUGCCGCUUGUGAAACGCGGUGACGAAAAGAUCCCGCUGAAUGAGGAUGGUUCGCGUGCCAUUGACCGCGAUUGGUCGCCUGAGCAGACAUGGGAGCUCAUGGAGAAGCUCCCUGCGACUGGCAAGACGAAAGCCAUCGGUGUCUCGAACUGGAGCAUUGCUUUCCUCGAUAAGUUGCUGGCCAAAGCCAAGAUCGUCCCUGCUGCGAACCAGGUCGAGCUUCAUCCAUUCCUUCCUCAGCACGAGCUGGUCAAGUACUGCCAUGACAAGGGUAUCCUUCCGCAAGCCUACUCGCCCCUUGGAUCAUCGGGAGGACCGGUCCUGCAAGACGAGCGCGUUCAGUCGAUCGCCAAGGCGCACAAAGCCGACCCAGCUCAGGUGGUCAUCUCGUGGGCUGCACAGAGAGGUGUUGUAGCCCUGCCAAAGAGUGUCACCCCUAGCCGUAUCGAAACCAAUGGCAAGCUGAUCGUGCUCUCGGAUGAAGAGAUGCUCGAGCUUAAUGAGCUGCACAAGCAAGAAGGCAAGGCGGUGCGCCUGGUCAAGCCCAAUUGGGGCGUUGAUCUGGGAUGGUGA
Messenger RNA from Mycosarcoma maydis (corn smut), 921 nucleotides. Its product is annotated as putative glycerol 2-dehydrogenase (NADP(+)). Gene Ontology annotation, cellular component: cytosol. The transcript has 4 exons. The record is from RefSeq and is a predicted model, not a curated record. Gene Ontology annotation, biological process: D-xylose catabolic process; arabinose catabolic process; cellular response to oxidative stress. Gene Ontology annotation, molecular function: aldose reductase (NADPH) activity. Bases 1 to 921 code for a protein of 306 amino acids. NCBI's taxonomy places the organism in Eukaryota, Fungi, Basidiomycota, Ustilaginomycetes, Ustilaginales.